Messenger RNA from Photinus pyralis (common eastern firefly), 1502 nucleotides. RefSeq lists its product as uncharacterized. The transcript has 3 exons. The record is from RefSeq and is a predicted model, not a curated record. Lineage: Eukaryota; Metazoa; Arthropoda; Insecta; Coleoptera; Lampyridae. Gene Ontology annotation, cellular component: extracellular region. The coding region runs from base 324 to 785 and encodes 153 amino acids. Gene Ontology annotation, molecular function: hormone activity.
GAUUGUCCUCAACUUUUUUUGUCAAUGCUUGCUGAACAGUUAUUGCAUUUUCGAAAUUUGCUAAAUUCGAUUUCUGUCAAAGUAUUUUUAAACGAGAAGGAGACCUCAACAGGCGUCUAAUUUGCAAGAGGUCAAAUUUGAAUUUGUGUUCAAAUUUAUAAUUUAAGUUCGCGCGCGUGAGUUCAAGUAUCCAAUUUAAAAACGGGACUACAUAAUAAUAGAUACCUAACGAGCACGACACUUUUUAAUUUGUAACUUGUAAGAGUAAUUUCGCCAGUAUACAGAAGCAAAACUGUAUAUUAAAUCUAAAUUACAUUGCUAACAUGCGUGUGCCCGUUUACUUUGUAUGCGCGGCUCUGAUACUCUACGUUAAAAGUGAAGAUAGGACGAAUUACGACAGAAGAAUUGAACCUCUCGACUUGACCGCCGACCAAGAAACAGUUUCGUAUUUAUUACCAAAAUUAACUGCAAAAUAUCGUCCAAACACCGAGUGGAAUGGCGUUAAGGAUCCUCGAUUUUAUGUACUUACUGAAGCAGAAUCGAACGACAUUGAUUUUCAGGAACCCUUAAUCGGAGAAGGCAGAAUUAAAAGACAAGGGUUAAACGGUGGACCAUCACUAUCCAUCGUAAACUCCCUAGACGUCCUUCGAAACAGGCUGCUCUUGGAAAUCGCAAGGAAGAAGCAACUAGAAGGAAUGAACAGAAAUAGAAACCUACUGUCGUCGGUCGGGAAAAGGGCAAUACUCGGCCACCGAGGUCUCGUGCCAACGUUCGACAAUUUCUAAUCGAAACAUUAAACGACGGUAGAAGAAAAUGGCGUAGCUUUCAUUGAAAAGCCCUAAAUAAAAACUAUGCUGUUUUCGAUUAACUUAAAAAUGCAGGUUAUAAUUUCCCACAUGAUCUCUUAAAAAAUCAAAAUCAUUCUAAUAUAAUACGUAGAUUUUUAGUAGGUGAAUCGUUUGUGUGCCGCAAUUGUAUAGUUAUUUAAUUUAAAAGAUAGCAAGCACCAACAAAUAUUGCACACUGUAAGGACGCCCGCACACAAAUUGAGUUUGAAAGAUUUUCGGGCAUUUGCCGGAAGUUUUUCGUCUUAAAUUCCUAGUCAGCAGUGAGAUAUUUUUAUUAAGAAAGCUAACUUUAUUUAUUUUGAUAGCAGUAUUAUUUAGCUUAAUGGCCUAUACAGUAUUAAGAAAAAUGCUAAAUGUGGUACCUUACUCGUUCUACCUAAAGAUGUGUAUUUUUAAAAGUACUUACGCUCAGGCGAGAUAAUUAUGGUUGUGGUUUGUAAAAAUCAAAAUGUAAAGUAUUUGCACCUAGAGUUGACAACGACACCCCCUCCAAUUUUAUUUUCCGUACAAGUUGUCUGGAAUAUUAAUAUGUAUAUUGUUUUUAGUAUUGGAUUAAAUUUGUCCUUUUAAGUUUAAUUAGUUGUGAUGAUGUUAGCAUAAUUCUAUAUGUAAGAAUGUAUAACAUGUACAAAAUAAAUUAAAGUAUAACUACAA